Molecule: messenger RNA, 2021 nt
Organism: Octopus bimaculoides (California two-spot octopus)
Lineage: Eukaryota; Metazoa; Mollusca; Cephalopoda; Octopoda; Octopodidae
Biological process (GO): regulation of transcription by RNA polymerase II
Molecular function (GO): DNA-binding transcription factor activity, RNA polymerase II-specific; RNA polymerase II cis-regulatory region sequence-specific DNA binding
Source: RefSeq, a predicted model, not a curated record
AGACUUUGUUAAAACAAUCAUAUGAAAAUUUGAAAUGGGACAAAGAAAAUAACUGGAACGAAACGAACAAGUCAGUAGCGCCAUUUAUCGGAGAAUUGAAUAAACGAAUUACAUCAAGGGAAAUAACUUAUACAACACUGCAAUUAAAUUACUAAUUAGUGUGAUUUAUAACCGAUCACUGAAGCGUUGUUUAUAUCGGAAUACGGCACUCCGUCGCUUACGACGUCGAGGGUUCACAGCCUGCUCGUGAAAUUAACGUGCAAGUGGCUGAGCACUCCACAGACAUAUGUACCCUUAACACAGUUCUCGGGGAUAUUCAGCGUGACACAGUGUGACAAGGCUGACCCUUUGAAUUACAGGCACAACAGAAACAGGAAGUAAGAGUGAGAGAACGUUGUGGUGGAAGAGUGCCACCAUCCCCUGCCGGAGCCUCGUGGAGUUAUAGGUGUAUUCGCUCAAUAAACACUCACAACGCCCAGUCUGGGAAUCGAAACCGCGAUCCUAUGACUGCGAGUCCGCUGCCCUAACCACUGGGUCAUUGCGCCUCCACUUCACAUGAAUUACUUUGUCAUAUUAACUGCAGGAAAUUACUCUGAAAGAUAUCUUUGCAGAAAGAAUAACAAAUGACACUGGCAUCAAAGAAUUAUAUACAUCAUUUAAAUCGGAUAUAUUAGGGAGAAAGUUAUAUGGAACUCAUGUAAGCCUCCUUAUAUAAAUUUAUUGUAAAUUGCAGGCAAAUAUUUUUCCUGAACUGAGAUUGAUAACCAUGAUCAUUUUCUUGGCUAUCUGGAAUGUGUACAAGGAUGAUUUUGCUUUUGAAUUAAACUUGGAUAGAUUUAAACCAGUUUCCAUAUUGACAGUGAUCACAGUAGAAGAAAUAAUUACUGAGAAUAUAUGUAUAUGAAAAGAAGAUAAACAUCUCUGAAUUGUAAUGAGAGAAGAAAAUUAAUGUCGAACAAGAAUAAGUUUGAAUCAGAACCACAGUUUAAAAGUAUUGAUUUACAUUGUGAUAUGAAUAAAGAGAAAGGGAAAACAUCAGACCACUGUGAUAUCUGUGGGAAAUCAUUCUCUGAAAGUUGUAACUUAAUAACACACAAAUACAUUCAUACAGAUUUGAAAUCAUAUCAUUGUGAUGUUUAUGGUAAAUCAUUCUCUCAAAGCAGUCGCUUAACUGAACAAAUACAAAGUCACAAAACAGAGAAACCAUAUCAGUGUGACAUCUGUGGUAAAUCAUUCUCUUAUAGAAAUAACAUAGCUGCCCACAAGCGUAUUCAUACAGGUGAGAAACCAUAUUGUUGUGAUGUCUGUGGUAAAUCAUUUUCUCGAAAUGGUCAAUUAACUAGACACAAACAAAAUCAUACAGGGGAGAAAUUAUAUCGCUGUGAUGUCUGUGGUAAAUCAUUCUCUCAAAGUGGUGACUUAACUGGACACAAACGAAGUCAUACAGGAGAGAGACCAUAUCAGUGUGAUAUCUGUGGUAAAUCGUUCUUUCAAAAUUAUAAAUUAACUACCCACAAACGGAGUCAUACAGGAGAAAAACCGUAUCUCUGUGAUAUCUGUGGUAGGUCAUUCACUCAAAACGGUACUUUAACUGAACACAAACAAAUCCAUACAGGAAAGAAACUAUAUCACUGUGGUGUCUGUGGUAAAUCAUUCUCUGUACAUAAAGUCUUAACUAAUCAUAUGCGUAUUCAUACAGGUGAGAAACCAUAUAAGUGUGAUAUCUGUGGUAAAUCAUUCUCUGUAAAUAGUGUCUUAACCACACAUAAACGUACUCAUACAGGAGAGAAGCCAUAUCAGUGUGAUAUCUGUGCGAAAUCAUUCUCUCAAAGUGUUCAUUUAACUAAGCACAAACGUAUUCACACAGGAGAAAAACCUUAUUGCUGUGAUAUUUGUGGUAAAUCAUUCUCUCAAAGGAUUCACUUAACAAGACAUGUAGCUAUUCAUGUAGGACAAUAGCUACAUCAGUGUCAUUAUUGAGGCUGUCAAGGAUAGUUUCAAUAAAUCUUGAAUUGAUCUUG